ACUUAACCAGUAACACAUGCGUUUGUAAUGAAAUGCUAGUGAAUACAUCAGAUAUUAUGGAUAUUUCUUGGCAAUAAAUAACUUUUAUAUAACGUUUCAAAGAUUUUAAAUUUAUACUAAGCAUGAAACUUUUUAAAAUUUAAAAUGGAUGUGGAUUUAUCGGAACUUGAUGACUGGCUAGGGACACUCGAAGAAUUACAGCUGGGUUUGGAAAAAGCGACAAAUCCCAACCCUGGAAAUUUCAACCAUCCUAAAACUCCAGACAGAUCGUCUACACAUGCUCAUGUCAAUCAAAUUUUCAUUAAUCAACCUCCAAGUCCCAGUCUCCCAACAUCAUCAAUAACCACAUCUCAAUCGCAUUUGCACUCACCAUCAACAGCAUAUUGGCCAGGAAAUUCGCUCAGUCCAUCAUCACCUAAUCAUAGUUUACACGCUUCACAAAAAACAAAUUAUCCGCCCUCAUCAUCUUCAGUAAAUGAUAAUAGUAAUAACUUUAAUGCAAACAAUUUGUUAUCAUAUGCUACAAAACCCCCUGCUUCUAAUUGUUCAUCGACACGUCUGUUAAAUGGAAGUAAUGGCAAAACUCAACUACCAGUUCACAAACAGAUAUCCACUAAAUCAUCCAAUCACGUGUCUUUCAACCUACACAAUUCUCAAGAAGCUACAGCUGAACAUGAUUUGAGUAGUCUCCUUAGAGAACUUGAAGUGGUUGAAGAGAAAAUGAAAGAAUUAGAACAGGAAAAUAAUCAGUUCACUCGACGUUACAGUUUAGCUUCAUCCUCCAAUGGCAAACAUCCAACAUAUCCUGUUUCUGACAAACCUACAAUAGAAACUUCAAACUCAUCAGUAAUAGUCAGUGAUCAUCCUGUAAUUUCUUUAUCAGUUCCUGAUAGAAAAGAAAAUUUAAACAAAAGUAAUGGCUACAUUUGUGCAGAAUGGGCAGCUAAAUUAAAUCAUGAUGAAUAUGAUCAUAGUGAUAAUAGUAGAUUUUUAAAGAAAGAUUCCUCACCCUCACCUCCUCCACCACCGCCUGCAUUUCUUGGAGCUGGUGAUGCAUGUGCAAGCCCUACUAAUUCUCCGCCUAGUUCUUCAUAUUCCCCUCAUUCACAAUUAAUCCAACAACCAAAUGGUCUUUCACAAAUACCGAAAAAAUCUCCACAACGAAAUCAACUUAGAAGUGAUGAAUCAUGGUCUGUUAUUCAUGCGAACAACCCAAUGAAUGGAAUGAAACCACAUCAUUUAAACUCAUAUGAUGGUGGUUUAAAUGACAAGGAUAGAGACACAAUUCAAUUACAAAGGACAACUCAUGUUCCAGUUUAUAAUUCUCAGUCGUAUCAAAAUUUUGAUACUCAGAAACAGCUUAUUAAUGAACUAAGAGGAUUAUAUCGAAACUCAAGUACAAAAACUCAACCAAAAUAUUCUUUACAAUCCAAUGUAGAAAAACAAAUAUACUAUCCAAAUACUUCACCUAGUUCAUCUCCUACACCAAAUUACCAAGCAAAUUCAAAUUCUUAUAUCCCUACAUCAUCAUCUGACCAACAUGAAAUCAUCAAAACUAAUAUUAAUAACAAUAAUAAUAAUAACUCGUAUGUUCGUUCUAAGCGUUCCGAUGUUUACCGCUCAUAUGGAUCAUUAGCAACUAAUCAAGGAACAAACAACUCUGAUCCAGGAAUAAUGAAAGAACGUGAUUGUGAAGAAAAUAUUACAGUCAAUGAAACUGGCUGUUGGACACCAGAUCAAGUUUUUACACGACGUGAUUGCCUUAAAGCUAAUUCAUUGGCUGCAAGGGGUGGUAGCGAUGGUCUAUCGAAUUCAAUGAGUCCAGAAAGCUCAUUAUCAGAUAAAUCAGGUUCAGAAGCUAAUGAACUAAACCGUCUUCAUAUGUCAGACAGUUCAGAGAGUAAUCAAGCUAACAAAUUAGUAGUACGUGUGUUUCGUCCGGAUAGAACAACUAAAGCAAUAUUAAUUGAACAUCAAAUGACCGCUGGUGAAGUGGCUACUAUGAUGAUUGAAAAAAAUUUUUUACAACCUUCAGUACAUUUAGCUUUGGUAGAAAAAGUUCCAGCUUUAAAAAUAGAACGUGUUUUUGAAGAACAUGACAUUGUUUCUGAUUGUAUUUUGUCUUGGCCAACAAAAAGUCAAAAUAUGAUCUUCUUUGAAGAACGACCGGAUCACUUUGGUCUUGUUGAAUCACCAGAUUAUUGGAUUGGUGAAGAAACCACUACAAAACAAGCUUUUCAUAGUGCAGAAGCUAUUCAAACAAUGUUGAACAAUAUUGAUACCAGUGGUUUUCCAGAAUGGCGUGAUUAUUUGUUUAUACGUAAACCUGGUGAUAAAUCAUGGUCACGUCGUCUAUGUGUUUUAAGAAGUUCCGGUUUGUAUACUUCAAAUAAGAAUAAAAAGUCUUUCUCAUCUACAGAUCUUAUUCGUAUUCUGGUUUUGGAUGGACCUUUAAAACUUUAUACAACUACAGGAGGUUGGUCACGGAUGCGUGCACCUACUCCACACGGUUUUGCAUUCAAGGUUGGUUUUAAGAUAUCGUUACUCAGUGCACAGUUCCAGCAUCGCCUAAUGACAUGAUUUGAUAAUACAAACCAUAAAUUUCAGUCUUAAUUUUAUAAUGAAUCUAGUAUGACAAAGAAUCGCUGGUAACUUAACCGAUUUCACCCAUUCAUUGAUAAUUAUGAACUACAAUAAUGCAAUGAGAAGACGAAGUUUAUCAGAAUUAUGUGAUAUAUUUGCGCAAUACAUUUCGAACAAUCUGAAAUUGAAAGCCCCUAUAUGUGUUCAGAAACAAAUUGUCCUUACACUUAACCUACCCUACUAAUACUGAUUUAUCAUCCAGAGGUAAUCACAUUUGUUUUUGUGUACUUUAAUAUUUUUUCGUUUGUUAUGACUUACCCUAAACCUGUCUAAUUGACCUUUUAAUUUUCAUAUAUAAAUGUUCUUAACAAGUAUAUGUAUAAUCAGAUUGUUCGAAAUGUAUUGCGCAAAUAUACCACAUAAUACUGAUGAUCUUCGUCUUCUCAUUGCAUUAUCGAAAUUUAUCAAAAAAAACAAACAAACAAAUUGUUUUAAAUUAUGAACUCAAUCGAAAGAGAUCUUUGGAGACAUUUAAAGUUAGAGAAGCUUUAUAUAACGAAUUCACACAAAUAAUACAAACAUAAUAAAAUUUCAGGACAUCUAAAUUUUUUUAACAAGCGAGGAAUAAUCCAACUGAUCAUCAAAUGUAAUUAUUUAUCAUUCAACAUGAUUCGGUUUGGUCAUGUAAGUAAAUACUUAUAAUCUCCAAAGAUUAAAUGUCAACAAUGUGACUUCUGUUUUAAUUCAUGGCAAACGAAAUUGUUUGAUAUUGUGUAAAUUGUUUCCUAUUUCAGCCAUAUUCUGCACAAGAUCCUUCUUCUACACAUGUGUUUUGCUUCUGUGCAACAGAUGAGAAAGCAUUACGUCAUUGGGUUAGUCGACUACGUGUUGCUAAAUACGGAAGGCAACUACUGACUGAUUACCACAUGGCACUUAGUAGAGUUCACCAGUUGAUUAGUCUACGCACUCAACUAAGUAUUAAUUCCAACCGUUCAAGUAAUAAUAUGAUAAAUUUGAACUUACAACCGAAAUCAUCUUUUGAUUAUCUUUCACAAUCGUCAUCAUCAAUACAUGUCCCAACAGCCAGUUCUACACGAAGUCUUUUAACUGCUAGUUCUUCUCCAUCAGUUUUCCCACGGGGCGAUCCACGAUACUCAGAAAAUCAACAUCAACAACAUUCAUGUAGUAGACAAUCAUUACAUCCAAAUAUUCAAUCAUCAUAUUCACCACGUCCUGUUUCUCCUUUAAGUAUGAGAGCAAGAAUGAUAACCAAUUCUGAGCAUCCUUGCCUUAUAAACAUGAAUCAUUCUUCAGGACAACUUAAAAACCAAGAUAAAUUCCCUCCAACUAUACAUAAUUCAUCAGAUAGAUAUAAAUGAUUAGCAUCUUUCAACAUUUCAGUCGUCUUAUCAGUUAAUUUUCUAAAAAAUUCUCUAGAUUUAAGCAAUGAUAGAACCAUAAUAUCAAAUGUAUAAUUUAAAUAAAACCGAUGCUUUUCGACUGAAUCUAACAAAUUGCGCACAAACAUACACCUUUAAGAAAAUCUCUUUGUAUUAAUUAGAAAAGAAGUUGAAAUAAGUAAAUUGUUACUUUUCUUUACGUGAUCUUUCUUUCAUCAUUUAAGAUGAUGACCAAUAUUAUUUCAUUAUUCAUAAAUCUCCUUACAAAUAUGAUCAAUCCUGUUUAUAGCAAUUAUAAUUAUCAACACAAAUAUUCAAUCAGAUUUCAGUAUCAGAGCAUUUUUUUGAGAUAUUAGAGAAAUCGCUGUUUCUAUCUUAUUAUACAUACAUAAAGUUGCUUUUUUUUUCUUUCUAUAUAAAACAUGAAGUUUGUGAUCAAUAACAGUAUUAUAAUUAUUUGAUUACUAAAGAUAUACUCUUGGUGAGAGAAUCUAACCUAAAAUAAUAAGGCCUCUGGUAUUUUUUAUCUCAAACAGUUAUAUAUAUAUAUUUCUUACAUAAAGUGGACAAUAUUACUAAAAAUUGGCGCCAAUUUGUUUGUUACAUUUUUCCUACUGAAUAGUACUAAUUAACCUUUCAAUUAUAGAUAUUUUCUCUUAUCUUGGAUUACAAUCAAUUUGUACCACUGUACCCUCAGUUUAUAUACUUCUUUUUCAUGAAUUUAUUGUUCACUGCUGAGAUCUGAUUUCGAUUGUAUAUUUAUAGUUCAAUGGAAAUUAAUCGAUGUUGAUAAUGUUUCAUUUGAAAAGGAGACUAUUAUUUAAUGAUACAUAUAUAAAUAUUUAAACAAUGUAUAACAUAAAUCAACUUAAAAUGAUAUUGUGAUUAUUAUUAUAAUUAUUACUAAUAUAGACUCUAUUCUCAUCAGGUCGAUUGUUUCAGAAACAUAUAAGUGAAUAAACGUAAUUGACAAAGUGACCAUAGUUUCCUUUUUAAAAACAAAAUAAAUAAAACAUUUUUAGCAUCUAGACACUGUUUAUUUAGCUUAUUUUUCUCUCUUUAAUGUACAGCCUCAUUGUUCAAAAAAUAACAAACAAAUAAAUCAGUGGAUCAAUAAGAAUGA
Schistosoma spindalis is the source of this 5106-nucleotide messenger RNA. The record is from the annotation of a GenBank genome assembly. NCBI's taxonomy places the organism in Eukaryota, Metazoa, Platyhelminthes, Trematoda, Strigeidida, Schistosomatidae.